AUGUUUGCUUGUCGUCGCAUCGUCCAUUUAUCACGCAACUUGCACACUUCCACUCCCGUCGCUGCCGGUGGAUUCAGCCGAUUCAAUCCUUGGGCAAAGAAAUCAGAAUCGCAGGAACCCGCAACUACACCUGUCAACAAUGCCAAUGCCGAUGCACCAGCAGCCGCCUUCGAUGUCUCUUACUAUGACGACGAGCCUGAUACUCUCUCUUGGAGAAACAAGGAAAUCAUUCAAGACCAAGAUAAGGUUCAAUCCAUUGUGAAGUCCAUUGUAUUGGAAAGUGUCAAUGGUAGCGAUGAGAACAACUGGAAGGCAACACGUUUGGAUGCAGCAGAUGUCAAAUUCAAGGUUGUCAAGGAAAGCAUUGCACAACUCGGCAAGGAGGUAUCCAACUUGCAGCUCAACAACAUGCAAACCGUAUCAGAUGUUUUGGAUCACUUUUUACGGAAAGACGACGCUACAAAGAAAUCAUCUGUGCAACAAUUCUUUGAAGACAAUGCAGACACCCUACCAUCCAACCUCGUUUUUCGAUCCAACAAAUAA
Lichtheimia ornata is the source of this 543-nucleotide messenger RNA. RefSeq lists its product as uncharacterized. The record is from RefSeq and is a predicted model, not a curated record. Gene Ontology annotation, cellular component: mitochondrial large ribosomal subunit; mitochondrion. NCBI's taxonomy places the organism in Eukaryota, Fungi, Mucoromycota, Mucoromycetes, Mucorales, Lichtheimiaceae. Bases 1 to 543 code for a protein of 180 amino acids. The transcript is spliced from 3 exons.